AUGCAAAAAUCGGAUCUUACGUUCGAUGUGAAUAAAGUUUGUCGGUUGUGUAUCCAGGAGCUGCAAAAUGGACUGCUGGUCAAUCUGUUUACCGUCAGUAUUUCCGUCAAUCCUUCGGUGAUGCUUGCUCGCUGUACAUCAAUAGAGGUAUACGAAAAAGAUGGGCUACCGCAGGCGAUUUGUAACGAUUGCUUUUUCAAGCUGGGCAUGUCGUACGAGUUCCGCAAUCGCUGCGAAGCCUCGGACCAGAAGCUGCGCCAGUACCUCAACAUCUUGCCCGGACCGAGCAAAAACGAGCUUGAGCACACCAAAGAGGACGAUUUGUACGCCACCAUGACGGAUAUAUUUGGCCCUGAAGAACCGGAACCCAUCGUUGAACCGUCAGCGACGACGGGCACCACUACUAGCCCCGAACCCCCGACGAAGAUCGAGAAAACCGUGGAACACCGUUCGACGAAAAGCAGCGGUCCCCAGCGGCAGAUAAAACGGAAAUCACAGCUCGAUGAACUGUUGGUUAAGCACAAGGAAAAAAUGUGGGUAGAAAGCACGAAGGUUAAGAUAUUUCGCAAAAAACGCACCGAUCGCAAGAAGGUGGCCAGUGGGAAGGUACGGCCGGCGCAACUGGAACCACCGGAACAGUGCUCACGCUGCGGCACGUUCUUCCACUACGCUGGUCAGCUGGAGACGCACCAGCGAACGGCGGGUGCGUGUGAGAAGUCGUUCGAAUGUUCCGUCUGCCACCGUCAGUUCGGUCAAUCCAAGAACCUGCGGAUGCACCUCCGGGUCCACAACGAGCGGCAAUAUCAGUGUGAGUUUUGUAGCAAAAUGUUCAAAACGUCGAGCAACCUGAACGCUCACCUGAGAACACACUCGCAAGAGCGGAACUACGUGUGUUCGGUCUGCGAGAGGGCAUUCCGGACGAACCGGGAACUUGGGAACCACGCGAAAACGCACAGCGAGUUCAAGAACUUUGUGUGCCGCCGUUGCGGCAAAGCGUUCGUGAAGCUGUCGUACCUGAAGACGCACCUAAACACGGUGCACGUGGGACUGAAGCGCCACCGUUGCCAGGAGUGUGGCAAACAGUUUUCCAACAGCUCGAACCUGAUCGCGCACCGGAGGGUGCACACGGGCGAGAAGCCGUACGAGUGUGGCGAGUGUGACUCGAAGUUUAACCAAUCGUCAGCCCUGGCCCGUCACAUCCGACAGCAGCACCGGCCGAAGCCGGCCACUCCGGAACCGGUCGUCCCACCGGUCAACGAACCGGAUGAGCCAACGAUCGAGGUGGACGAGAAUCGGUCCGUUGAAAGCACGGCCAGUUCGGAACUGUCGGUAGCCACCUCGUACAUGGAUGCCGCAUUCUCGUACGGAGGCAUGCCAUACACGAAGACCUUCAUGCCGCAGCAUUCCGUCAGCCAGUCCCAGACGCAGCUUCACCAUCAACCGACCCAUCCAUCACAUUUCCAUCACCAGCAGCAGCAGCAGCAGCAUCACGGAACGCAUCACCAUCUACAUCACCAACCGUUUGUGCAAUCGAUGCCCGGCGCUGGCAACCAGCAAGUGCCGGGUGCUAACCUCUACUCGACGGACUAUCUGCCCUACCAUUCGGCGCCACAGCAACCGCACUACGAGCUCGGAGGGUACGACAUGUGCUACAGCAUGCCCGCACCGACCGUGCUCAACCCUAGUCUCAUGAAUCCGCAACCGACGUACAUCUUCGAUGAGUGA
This is a messenger RNA of Anopheles bellator, 1725 nucleotides long. Its product is annotated as zinc finger protein 391-like. Bases 1 to 1725 code for a protein of 574 amino acids. The record is from RefSeq and is a predicted model, not a curated record. Gene Ontology annotation, biological process: regulation of transcription by RNA polymerase II. Lineage: Eukaryota; Metazoa; Arthropoda; Insecta; Diptera; Culicidae. Gene Ontology annotation, molecular function: DNA-binding transcription factor activity, RNA polymerase II-specific; RNA polymerase II cis-regulatory region sequence-specific DNA binding; zinc ion binding. The transcript is spliced from 3 exons. Gene Ontology annotation, cellular component: nucleus.